UCGCUCGUUUCCCGCUCAUUCGUGCCACAGCGUAGCUACGGUUCUGAUGUGCUUGCGUAGCUCGUUGAGUGAAGGGCAAAGAGACGUUAGGGGAAGUUCGAGGUUAGGAGUAGGGUUGUGCGAGUAGAUAGGAUAGAUUUUCUAGGUGUUUCGCGGUUUUCGCUUAGGUCUCGCGUUUAGCUUCGUGGAUCCCUUGGGUUCCGUGGACUCGAGCAAGAUGCCGAAAAGAUCAGGCAACAACAGAUGGGGCGGCCGAGGUGGUAACCGAGGAAACGAUGACAAAGGGUAUUUUGGUCACGAUGAUCGUACGAUGGUACAAAAUGUAGGAAGGGAUGGUGGACCUCACGUCGGUCCCACCAAACAUCGUGUAUCGUUUAAGACACUUAGGCCGAAUCACAGGGAUAUGUCGCGUAAUUUGAUAUUGUCGAAUUUGAUACUGGACGCGGACAUUCCAAUGGCGGGUAGUUCCAACAAUAAUACUAGGCAGGUGAUAAUGAAGAGAGAUAGAGAUAGGGGUGAUAGGACUUGGCAUACGGUCUCUCGCGGUAGGAACAGUCCGAUGCCGAAUAGGAAUUUCAAAGGAGGCCAAGCUGGUUUGAGGUCACGGGUGCUUCCGAUCGUCGAGUCCAAUUGGUAUAGGAUAAUUAUACCAUUUGGUAAUAAGUAUGAGAAGGACUAUGUUAUUAAUUCGCUUCUGAACUGUAUGGCGCCUGAAGUAUUUAUUCCCAUAAUGUACAAGGUAAUGGGAAAUGAAGCCAGUUUCUAUAUUGACGAUCAUAAGACGGCGAACGCAUUGUUGCGUUGCGAUCGCAAGGUUCUGAUGAAUGACGGGUUCAAGUUACAAGUGAAGGCGAAGCCCGGAUUUCCAAUUUGCGAAAUUGAUGACAAGUUGAAAGAACGAUUGAAGCACGCCAUGGUCAAGAGAUAUGUGCAAGAGAAAAAUGCUCUAGACUUGUCCAAGUUUCAUGUUGACUCUGAUCUUUACUCGGAUUACUUUUGUGCGUUGUGCCACCCUGUUAUGUUGAUGGUUGUGUUAGAUAUUGUUGGGGAACACAUUCCGAAUCUAGAAGCAUUAAACUUAGAAGGCAGCAAGUUACAGAAUAUCGAGAGACUUGAGGUGUUGAAUAAGAAGUUCUCGAAAUUGAAGAUUCUUUAUAUUGGUGAUAAUAAGAUCAAAGAUAUUCACCAACUGAAUUGUAUUAAGGAUCUAAAACUGGAAGAAUUGAAGUUGUCUGGAAACCCUGUUUGCAACAAGUAUAAGUCUCGGCAAAGUGAUUACAUAAGUGACGUUCGAAAGAGAUUCCCCAGGUUGCUACGAUUGGAUGGCAUAGAGUUACCGCGUCCAAUUAUUUUUGAUGUUAUCGACAUAACUGCCAGGAUACCUCCAUCGCAAAGAAUGUUUGUUUCGGAUCCUAAAAUUCAAGUGAUAGCGAGCCAGUUUUUGCAACAAUACUUCACGAUAUUUGAUAGCGAUAAUCGUCAACCUUUACUCGAUGCAUACGCCGAAAAUGCAUGCUUAAGCCUGACGAUAACCAAUUUUCAUAACAAUAAUCACAAGUUAAAUAGGUAUUUAACGGAGAAUAGAAACUUAUUUAGAAUAAAUGAUUCAAAUAGAAGACAGAAGUUAUUAAAACAGGGUAGAUUGCCAGUAGUUUCGUUUAUAUCGGAAAUGCCAAAGACAAGGCAUUUAUUGAAUACCUUUACCAUGGACAUCACUCUUGCAACACAAGCAAUGAUGUUCAUUACUAUAACGGGUUACUUUCAAGAACUUGAUAAAGACGAGCCCAUUCGUUACUUCAACCGAACCUUCAUAAUUGUUCCGGAAGGUGCGGGAUACUGUAUUCGAAAUGAGCAGUUGCACAUUGGUCAGCCGCCUGACGCGCAGUUAAAGCAACUGCAUCAGCAAUUGAAUCAGCUCAGAAGUCAACCGCAACCGCAGACGGUGCCGUUGGAAACUUCAGAAGUAGCGAAACCGAUGAGAACAGAAGAACAACUUAGCGCCGAAAUAAAACAGCAAAUGACGGUGACGUUAAGUCGGCACACAAAUAUGAAUAUGGAAUGGAGCUUAAAGUGCUUACAAGAGACUCAGUGGAAUUAUGAUAAUGCACUCUCUGCUUUUCACGAGUUCUUUAAACGUGGGCAGAUACCGUCAGAAGCGUUUACGAAGUAAACGCCAUAUAUUGAGUAAGAAAACUUGCCAUUGUGAUAAUAGCGUAAGAAAAAUCAGAGUGCAGGAGCUUCUUGUAUAACUGCGAUCUCCAUUCCAUUCCGUCGUAUACUUUUUUUUAUAAGUAUACUUAUUUUGUAUCUUGUAUCAAAACUUGAGUAGAAAGCAUUUGGUUAUUUGUUACUUUCGAUUUAUGUAUUUCUGGCAACAAAAUUAUUAAUUUUUUUGAGGAAAGGGUAAAUGCUAGAAAAAGUAAUAGAUUAGGUAUAUUAAUGGAGUUCCUUUAAAAAACUGUUUCAAAUGUAUCUACAAUCCGUCUUGUUUAAACAUUUAAAUUUUGUUUAAACAUCUGAAUCUUGUUUAAACAUUUAAAUUUGCACACAAUACAUUCACAUGAAAAUUGUUAAAAGUCAUCAUUUCUAUCUCAUUACAAUCUUGUUUAAGAAAAGUCAUAACUAUGUUUAUAUUCUGAUUUUUAACAAAUUUCAUACGUAUAGAGAUAUAUUAUUGUUUGACAGUACUAGUGAAAACAGUAAAUUUUCCAACAAUUAUUUGUAACCCAUAGUUUUUUCUGAAAUUAUGAAAAUGUUAAUAAAGUACACAUUUUUGAACAAAGCAGAAGUGGUGCUCCAACAAGAAUCACAGCUAUUUUGUGACAACAAAACAAAACGAGCUGUAAAAACAUAUGUAUCUAAAGUUUUAAUGGAGGGCUUCAAGUUUUUAUAAGAAUAAUUAUAGAUAUCUCUGAUGUGAUCUUCAACUGGAAGCUUUCCAUUAAAACCUUACAUACAUAUGCUUUUAGAUUGUUUUGUUCAUUGUUACAAAAAAAUUGCGAUUUCUGCUAGAACACCACUCUGCAUAUUUAGGUAUUUUUGGGUAAUAUGUAUGAUGAAAUCACUGAUCAUUAUGUAUAGGAUUAUGUUUGCAUAAUCGUAAUUACGUUAUGUAUGACUAUAUACACAAAGUGAUGAACUGAAUAUUCCCAAAAAUAAUUUUUAUACUUUUACAAGCAGUUAUUUGGUAACACUAGUGAUCAUUUGGGUUACUGUUCAUUGGUGUUAUUUGAUAAAUAUACACCGUCUAAAUUGAAAUAGAUAUGUGCACAUUUAAUAGUAAGACAAGUCAGAUUACUAAUAGACUGAUUAACUUAGGAACUUAGUUAUUCUACAUAUAACAAGUAAUAUUUUGUUGCCAAUGUUUCUAGGUUUUGAUACAAGGUAUAAAAAAUUUAGUUAUUUAGUCUUUCCGUGGGGAGAACAGAAAUUAUUAUUAUUAAUUUCACGUUAAGAUAUGAAUAGACAUUCAAAAAUUUACAUACCAUUUAGUAACACAUCAUAAAAAUAAAUUUUAUGAUGUAUUUCUUAUGCAUUCAUAAGCGUUUGCAAUGUACAUUUAAAUUUUCAGAGUCAACCAAUUUAUUCGAGAUUCGGAAAGAGUAUGAACUAAAAGAAAAAUUUAUAUUCCAUUAACACAUUUAAAUUUUCGAUUUGCUCAUGAAGUACGAGCAAAUGGGAAAUAUAAAUAUAUUCAAUGAUGUUACCGUGAUUGCAAUGAUGUUAGAUACAAAAAAUUUAGAUUUGUUAGAUUGGACUUGCUUCCAAGAAAGAGAGAGAGAGCCAUUUAAAAGAUAUUGAUACUUUUUAUUUUUUUAAAUUAAAAAGAAAUUAAGAAACUUUUAUAUUAUAUAGGCGAGUUGGAGUCUAUAUAUUAUGCACAUAUAUUUUUUGUACACAAAAGUAAAAAGUAUCUAUCUUUUUCUCUAAUUAAAAAGAUUUCCGUUUGUAUCUAUAACAAACAACACAAUAUUCUCCUAAUUGUAUCUAACAUCAUUGUGAACAGUUAAUUUAAGAAAUUUUACA
Molecule: messenger RNA, 4026 nt
Organism: Vollenhovia emeryi
Lineage: Eukaryota; Metazoa; Arthropoda; Insecta; Hymenoptera; Formicidae
Product: nuclear RNA export factor 1-like
Exons: 7
Coding region: 218-2170 (650 amino acids)
Biological process (GO): poly(A)+ mRNA export from nucleus
Cellular component (GO): nucleus; cytoplasm
Molecular function (GO): protein binding; RNA binding
Source: RefSeq, a predicted model, not a curated record